Messenger RNA from Diachasma alloeum, 2433 nucleotides. RefSeq names its product paramyosin. The transcript has 8 exons. The coding region runs from base 1 to 1659 and encodes 552 amino acids. Lineage: Eukaryota; Metazoa; Arthropoda; Insecta; Hymenoptera; Braconidae. The record is from RefSeq and is a predicted model, not a curated record.
AUGUGCAGUGAAAUUGUGAAAAAGGAGAAGAUAGUCGCAGAUGGCAUCGUCACCAUAAACAAAAUUAAACAGAAUAUCGAGAAGGGUAAGGAGGAGAGACAAAUGCUGAAGGAGAUGAUUGAGGCUAAGAAAAUGAGGAUAGCUCUUCUGAAACCCACAUUAGAGAAUUUGACUCUACGUGAGGCUCAAUUGACAAUGACUUUGGCUCUGGUCACAGCAAAGCUCGAUGACAAAUCGUUGAGGGCGAAGGCGGACAUUGAGCAGUUCAAGAAAAUCGUGCAAUUGUAUAAAACGACAUGUGAAAAACGUCGGGCUGAAUAUGAAGCAAUGGUCCCUCUCGCUGCCAAAAGACACCAGGCGAAAAUUGAGCUCCAGUUGGUGGAAGUCAAAGAGAUGGUAUUGGCUCAGAAGAAAGAGGAGCUCAUAAAACUGAAGAGGAAGAAACGAGAGAUUGACGAGAGACGAAUGCAGGUGAUGCUCGUGGAGGUGCUGACCAUCGCCAACGAGAGGGCCACAAUGCAACAUAAAUUGAAGGCAAUGGACGAAGAGCAUGCAAAGCUUCUGGAGGAAUUGCAAGCAUUGAAGCUACAAAAAGAGAGAAUGGUGAAACAGAAAGAAGAGGAGGAGAGAGCGAGGCAGAGAGCCCGACAAAUGAUGCCACCGCCGAGAUUGGACAUGUCUGUACUGAGCACAUUCUGUCGAAGCUCAACUACUGAACCACCAAUCCUUCAAAGGGAAUCAGUAAUUGGCACUUCAACUGACUCAGUUGACUCAGAUAAUCAGUCAAUAAAUACAGCGAUACUCGAGAGAAUGUGUAGGGAUGAAGACCAACUGAUGGACGUAUGCGAAGAGGAUGACAAUGAGCUGAUAAUGCCCGACCCCCUAGCAAGGUCCAUCUCAAUGAUUUACAGCAAUCGAGGUCUUCAAGACCGCAAGAGUCAGGAAGAUAUCGGGGGAAUUGAAGUAUUGGAGAGGUCCUACAGUCAAUUGUCCCUCGAGAAAGAGGACGAUAAUUUCGCUUCUAACAAUUCUCCAAUCGAUUCCCCAAUCAAACCUCCCAUUGAAGUUCAGGUGAUUGUUCAGCCUCCAAACGCGGAGGACUCCCCCGUUCACAAGUCUUCGUCGCUCCUCAAGGCUCAAUCCGUCCAACGUAAGACUGAGGAAAUAGUGGAUAAGUCAGAAGGUGAACCAGAAGAGAAAAAAUCUAAAGUUGAUAGCAUUGACGAGAAGAAGCAGCAGAAGAAAAAAUCAGCAUUGGAGAAUCGUGAUAAACAGCCUCGUCAGCUCCCGACAAUAAAAUCCGUUGAGAAGAUCACUCGACCUGUCGCUUUUGCAGCUAAACCCCUAGUUGCUGAAGUCACUCCUACGCUCUCAACUUUAUUCUCCCCAACACACUAUGCACCGAGUUGCUGUCCGAGUAUUGACGAUUCAGAUGUUGAGAUUGAUACUAAUCUUGAUGAUACCCCAGCUCUACCAAAUCAAUACUUCUCACCACCUCCAGCCCUCGAGUCCGGCGAGUCCUUCUUAUCCGAAAUCUCAAUGUUCAGAUCUGCCCCUAUCAAUGCCGAUUUUAAUCAACAGCAGCAAUCCACAAAUACAGCUUUUGCAGGCACUGGCUUCAUGAAUAUGUUUCAACCACAAUCGAAAGGUUUCUUCUAGAAAAAAUCAAACCAGUUAUUUCUUACAAUUCCUCUGUUUAUGUCCACUUUCCUCCUAGUUAGUUACCAUUACAUUUCUCGAAAGCCAGAGGGCAUUAUGAAUUACUUAUCACUAUGAGUUUCUUAAGACAAUUAAUGAGUCAAGCGUUGUUACCGAACAUAAUUUACGUCGACGAAACCUAUUUCAUGUCAAUUUACGGGUUUUUAUUCAUGUAUUUAGUUUUUUUACGCUUUUCCUGUAAUAGACCAUGAGGCAGAAAAAUGUAUUACAAUUAGUUUCUGCGCUUCGACGCAGUACAGUGAUCGAUUCGUAACGAAGUGGGUGAGAGCAGAGGAUUACUUCAGAACAAAUCUGCAAAUCAGUUUAUAGUCUUAUGAUUUUUUUUUCAUUAAUCCAUCCAUUACCAAAAUAAUUACACAAUUGGUAAAGAUUUAAUAUUCAAUGAUGAUAUUCUGAAUCAAUCAAUGAUGAUGAUACAAUCUGUUCUUCGCUGAAUUAUUCUGAAAUAAGUCAGAAUAACAAAAAUCGGGGUUUUCUUGCAGAAGAUCUAUGAAAAAAAUUUCUCCUGACAGUUUUUUUUCCUCGUACGCUCCUUUUUUUAAAUUAAUUUCUGUUAGUUACCGAAGUAUCUUCACAAUGAGUCAUUUUAGAAAAUGAUAUCAUAAGAUCAUUUGUCUAGAGAAUUCCUAACUGAAUAGUUUCCAAGAUAUUGGAAAAACGAUUUAUAUGUAAAUUCUUCGACUUUUACCACUUCACCACGAAAAUCGAUCGAUC